This is a messenger RNA of Daldinia vernicosa, 1878 nucleotides long. Its product is annotated as P-loop containing nucleoside triphosphate hydrolase protein. Gene Ontology annotation, molecular function: ATP hydrolysis activity; ATP binding. The transcript has 4 exons. NCBI's taxonomy places the organism in Eukaryota, Fungi, Ascomycota, Sordariomycetes, Xylariales, Hypoxylaceae. The record is from RefSeq and is a predicted model, not a curated record. Bases 1 to 1878 code for a protein of 625 amino acids.
AUGUCUUCCGAUACAGUUGAUUUGAAGCAAGAGUCUCAAGAGGCCCAGGUGGCCCAGGAGGUAUCCCAGGAUACCAAGGAAGAGCCUCAGGAUGCAAAGCAGGAGCCACAAGAAAAUAAUGAAGGACAUAAAGAGAUGACGUGCGAACUCGCACUUCUAGAUAAGAAGUACGACAAAGACGGCCAUAGAGUAUACAGCAAACGUAGCCCUAGGAAGGAGAGUGGUAAACCAGACUGGUGGAAGCUAUACGCUCUCACAGAGACGCGCCAUUUCAAAGAGAAUGGGACAUUCAAAUGCACACGGUUGCAUGUGAACCCGCAACCUUUGAAGAAACUUCUUGAAGAUGUUAUCGUCGGGUUUCCUUAUGACCCCGUUGAUGCUCAGCAGGACGUCCAGUUUGACCUGCCGGCGUAUUGUCUCUUCUUCUAUCGAAAGCAGCUAGAAGAAGUAGGGACAGAACGGUUUAAGGACGACGAGACUUCUCGCAAACACCUCAAGCUCCUCCUAGAUUGGAUCGACAAGGUCCACGAAGAGGCUUUCAAGGCCUCCCAACGCUUCGAAUCCAGCGACCAGAGGCCGAUCAGUUACGAAUACGUCGACUACGACGGCGAGAAAUUCGGCACGCGCUCGGACACGUUCCGCAUCCCCAAGUACUCAGGUGUCAUGCGCUGCGAAGAUCUCAACAUAAUGCCCCUUGACUUCCAUCCUUCAUCUUCCGAAUUCCGCACCCGCCUACUAGAGCGAGGCCGCCAGUUCCAGAAAUUGGCCGGCCAACACUUCAUGCAGUAUAGCGGAGUGGCCCUCAAGCUCAACAGCGAAAAAUACGACCGACAUAAUCUCUCCGGCCGCGUCGUGAUCGACUGUAAAAACUACCGACACUUCGAGCCGAGCAACGACUUCGAGCUGGACGACCUUCCGCGAACCGAAGCGGCGAAGCGCCAGCGUACCCUGCGCAGAUAUAACGACGGCGUUGACGGCGCCAACGGGGAAGUCCUCGACGAUCUUCUCGAUGAGGAUCUGAUUGUGACCAACGCAACCGUGCGCGGCUUCGCGUUCUCGGUCAAGACGUUCCUCGAGUUCUUCGUGGAAAACCUCUCCCCGAUCAAAUGGGAUGAAACCUACUUUGAUCAGCUGGUUCUGAACCCCGCCACUAAGAGAAUAGUCCAGGCCAUGGUAUCCAUGCAUACGCAACGAGGCCAGACCAGCGCGGGAGUUGACGAUAUCGUCGAGGGCAAAGGAAAGGGGCUUGUAUUAGUCCUUCACGGCCCACCGGGAGUUGGGAAGACUCUGACGGCCGAAUGCGUGGCAGAAUCAGUGCAUCGACCACUUUACAUGGUAUCUGCUGGCGACUUGGGAACUGACAGCUAUUCGCUCGAGACGACGCUAGGGCGCAUUAUGGACAUUGCGACGACAUGGGGUGCGGUUUUAUUAAUCGACGAGGCCGAUAUUUUCCUAGAGCGCCGAAGCUUGCACGACUUGCAGCGCAAUGCCAUGGUUACGAUCUUCUUACGAGUCCUCGAGUACUACCGCGGAAUCCUCUUCCUCACAACCAACCGCGUUUCCACUUUCGAUGACGCCUUCACGAGCCGUAUCCAUGUCCCCCUCCGUUAUUCAAAGUUGAGCGAGGACUCACGCUUGACUAUCUGGCGCAACUUCUGCAAUCGCGUUCCAGGAGGCGUGGAUAUCACGGACAAGGAAAUGAGUCUCUUGGCUAAGCACGAACUCAACGGUCGCCAGAUCAAGAACAUCGUCAAAGCUGCCGAGAGUCUUGCUGCGUUUGAGGGUCGCAGGCUUAAUGCCGCUCAACUGGAGUCAUUCACUGAAGUCCAAGGAGAGUUUGAGAGGGACUGGUUGCAGUUUGUUGAUGUCGCUGAGUAA